Molecule: messenger RNA, 564 nt
Organism: Hydra vulgaris (swiftwater hydra)
Lineage: Eukaryota; Metazoa; Cnidaria; Hydrozoa; Anthoathecata; Hydridae
Source: RefSeq, a predicted model, not a curated record
AUGAACAAAAGUAAAGAUUUACAAGAAGCUUUGGAUCAUUUAACAGAUUUAACAUUAUAUAAAUUAAGAACAAAUAAUUACAAAAUGAACGAUUCUUGUAGUAUAAUGAAUGUAGAUCAAGAUGAUUCUAAAGGAUGGUCUUUAUAUGCUACCAAAGGAAGUGCUGCUUUUGAAUUACGUAGUAGUGAACAAAUAAUAUUAUUACCGUUUCAACGCAUGUUAUUCUCUACUGGUGUUUUUAUAUCAAAAAUGGAUCAUGAUCUUCAAGGUUGGAUUACAUCCAAGUCAGGUUUAGCUUUAAAUCAUGGUGUUACAGUAUUCAAUUCGCCUGGAAUUAUCGAUUCUGAUUAUAGAGACGAAAUUUGUGUUAUACUUUAUAACUCUUCUAUUGAAGCAUAUACUGUUACUAUAGGACAAUCUAUUGCACAAAUGACUUUUGUACCUGUUUUUUUUGCAGAAAGAAUUUCAUGGACUGUCGAUAAAAAUAAAAAUAGUGAAAUGGAAAUACAAUCGAUGUUGUCUAAUAAUGAAAGAAAGGGAGGUUUUGGUUCUACAGGACUGUAA